AAGACCCGCUCACGCUGCCAUCAGCAACUGGCAUUGACGCUGACACAGACCAUACUGACGCCAAAAACAUUAACAUAAGACACAAUGCGUCUCCUUAUAUCCGCCAUCUUGCUGUUGUCUGCCAUCUUAUGGUGCGACGCGCAAGCGCAGUACCCGCGUCCACGUCGCCCGGAGCGCUUUGAUACGGCUGAACAAAUCUCCAACUAUUUGAAGGAGUUACAGGAGUACUACUCUGUACAUGGGCGGGGAAGAUACGGCAAAAGGCAAAUGCACAUAGCUGACGCUUCAGUGAUAUUCCGAGAGACGCCAUUUUUCGACCAGGGCAUGAAUGAGGGACCCCUAUUCAAUAAACUUGGCAAUAAAUAAAUUAAUUGUCCAAGUAAAAUAACAAAAAACACGCCGCGGUGACUGACUGGAAACGAAUUUGCAAAAACAAUAAACAUUCUUUUUCUUUUCGAUUCUAUUUUUGAAAUGCUGGGUCCGUUCAUUUUGGAAUUUUAAUAAUUAAUUGCCAUUGUAUAAGUAUUUUUGUGAACAGGUAAAUAGAUUUCAAAUUAAAUAUUAGACGAAUUUUGCAGUUCUAGGAAAUUGUGUUGUACUUCCUUGACUUUGGGCGUAAAAAUACUUCACUAAUUUUCAAAUGUUAUGUUAAGUGUAGAAAUUACAAUAGUAUUUGUACCAAAAUCCUUUUCAAAUACGUUUUUUUUAAUUCUGCAAGCCAAUCUCAUUCUAGUCAAUUCAGAAACAAAUCCGUCUUCUAAAAUCUAGUCAAUUAUUAACGUUCUAGUGUCGAUGAAUUUUAUGUUUAAUUUUAAAGAAACUUUAACAACGUCGUCGUCCAUUUUUUAUUUAAUGCAAAAGAUGUAUUUAAAAGUUUACCUAUAAGUAAUAUUUAGCUUUAAAUCUGGUGAUAGCUUGAACUGUAAUAUAUUGUCGUUGGCAAUAUUGCCUAACCUAGAAUCA
Molecule: messenger RNA, 963 nt
Organism: Hyposmocoma kahamanoa
Lineage: Eukaryota; Metazoa; Arthropoda; Insecta; Lepidoptera; Cosmopterigidae
Gene: NPF2
Product: pro-neuropeptide Y-like
Exons: 3
Coding region: 85-366 (93 amino acids)
Cellular component (GO): extracellular region
Molecular function (GO): hormone activity
Source: RefSeq, a predicted model, not a curated record